AUGACUGGAUAUGACUUCCUAACCGAGUCUGCCACCACACCUCGAAUAUCAUCAAUAUCGGCCUCACAGGCUCUCCGCGCUUCGUCAACGCAGUUUCCUUCUACUUCUGCGGCGGCGUCUGCUGCGCGUUCCUUGCCUACCGGUCUGGAUGGGUUAGAUGAUGCAUUAUGCGUAACGACUGGACUGCUGUCGUCCGGAAUUCCGAGAGGAAGUAUUACGGAAAUUUAUGGACCGCCUGGUGUUGGGAAGACUGCUUUUUCGUUGAAUAUAGCAGCCAAGGUCUUGACGGCCGGGGAUGAUGAGAAGGUGAUAUGGAUUGAUACCGGGUCCCCAAUUCCCAAACCCAGGCUUCGGGACUUGUUGAUCAGCAACAUCAAAUCAUCCACCACCACCACCACUACCACAGAAGUGGAUAUUACAAACAAACUUAAUGAUUGCAUCACUCGCGUCAUCCACAUCCGCGCCCACUCCCUCCCUCAUCUCCUAUCCCUAUUCACACACCCACCACCCAACUUCCCUCCAAAGGGGACAAGUCUGAUCGUCAUCGACACAGUCUCCGCUCCCUUUCAGUCCUACUUCCCAAACGCGACGGAACUCAAAUCCCGCCUCGGCCUGAGACAACAACACCCUCAACAAGAUCCAGGAUCUGGGCCUGGCCCUCUUCAAGCCCAAGCCCACCAACUCCAAUGGCUCUUAAACCGCAAAUGGAACGUGACCAGCGACAUGAUCAAUAAAAUCACUAAAUUCGCCGCUACGCACAAUCUUGCAGUUAUUGUGCUAAAUCAGACACAUACGAAGAUCAAGGGUCAGCCACGGCCAACGCUAUACCCGGCGUUGGCGGGUGGGUCGUGGGAGACGUGUGUCCAAACGAGGAUUGUGUUGUAUCGUGACCAUCCCCCUUCUCAUUUGGACACGGGCCAUGGUGGAGGAAGAGGGAUGAAAGUGAGAUAUGCGGAGGUUAUGAAGAAAGGUGGGAAGGUGGUUAGUAUCCGGGUUGAGGGGAAUGUUUUUCCGUUUGUUAUUGAGACUAGCGGAUUACGAGAGUUACGGCCUACAUCCAACAAUACGCAAGGGUCAGAUCAGCAGCAACGAAGCAGUCUACUCCCCUCUCAUCCACUAUCUCAAUCAGCGUCAACAUCAGCCAUGACAGUACGAAAACGAAAAGUUGACGAAAUCGCAGAUAGCGAGGACGAGGAUGAAGACGAGUUCCUAGAAGGGCAGGAUGAUGACUUCCGAUGGGACGGAGAUCAAGACGAAGAGAGUGUGCCACUAGACGAGAAAGAUAAAGAUAGUGAACUAAAUAAUAAUAACUAG
Molecule: messenger RNA, 1314 nt
Organism: Talaromyces marneffei
Lineage: Eukaryota; Fungi; Ascomycota; Eurotiomycetes; Eurotiales; Trichocomaceae
Exons: 5
Coding region: 1-1314 (437 amino acids)
Biological process (GO): reciprocal meiotic recombination; meiotic DNA recombinase assembly; DNA repair
Cellular component (GO): Rad51B-Rad51C-Rad51D-XRCC2 complex; Rad51C-XRCC3 complex; replication fork
Molecular function (GO): crossover junction DNA endonuclease activity; four-way junction DNA binding; ATP-dependent DNA damage sensor activity
Source: RefSeq, a predicted model, not a curated record